UCCAAGCAGUAUUCCGACUACAGCAACAAAAUAAAAUGAAUUCCAGAUACAGAUACCCCGUUUUCCCAGUGACGUCAUGUCCCUUAAAUACCACAGAUUGGAAUUCCUCUGCUAGACGGAGAAACUGUAGUCUUGAUGACGUCAGAAAUCGUUAUCUAUGUGUACCCAAUCAGCAAAAGUCGGUGCUGUUGGAAUUCUGCUACGAUGAAGUUAGACCUAUGGUUCAGAAAGGAAACUGCAUAGAACUAGCCGGGUCUGGAACACUAAACCAGUACAAUUGCAACAUGUUUAAAGCUGAAGCCUGCCCAGAGAAGCCCUAUUUCAGUGAUCUGAUAUAUACACUUUGUAGUCCUGCAAAAGGAUACUCGCUCUUUUAUAAAGAAACAAGACAAUUUGAGGCCGUAAAAGCGGCCGUGGAAAAGAAUAACUGUGUUCUAAUCAUUGGUGAUUCUGGGUGUGGAAAAACGGCAACAAUGAAACACGUUGCUUUUUACCUGGGCAAAGAUGACUAUGUGACACGGGAAAUUUCCACUUUCAAAGAUAUAAGAUUGGAUUUGGGUGUUGACUCAAAAGUUGUAUUUCUUUUGGACAAUGUGUUUGGACUGUUUGGCUUUGAUAUCUCAUUUACGUAUGAUUUAGAAAAUUAUAGAGAUAUCAAAAUAUUGCUUAAAUCGAAACAUUCAAAACUUAUCAUGACCUGCAGAACACUAGUCUACGAGAAAAUGCAGAAAUUCAAUUUUUCGCACGUUGCAAAAAUUAUAGAUUUCUCUGAUAUUUCAAUGAGCCUGAACAUUCCUGAGAAAACUGGUUUCCUUCAGCAUUUAUGCAACCGUUGCCAGGUGGCAGAUGUAGACAAACUUGCAUGUUGCAAAAGUCAGUCUUUCCCCCUUCUUUGUACACUUUUGUCUGAUUUCAAGGAACUACGAGUUCAUUCAUUGGAAUUCUUUGAAAAUCACAAAAAAAUAUUCCUCAAGUACCUUGAUUCUUUGCGAGAAGAAAGACCAGUUUCCUAUUUGUUUCUUAUAUAUUGUGUUUUACAAGGCUCCUGUUUUUAUCCUUUUGACGAUCCAAAAAAUAAUCCGGAAAAACUAACAAUCGUAUCGGACUCAUGCCAAGAAUAUUGUAAAGAAGGGUUUUCUAUCAAAGAUGUUGGUAAAGAAUGUGAACGACUGGUCCAGGAAAGGCUUUGGUUUCUUAGACAUGGGGAAGAUUUUAUCUUUAAGCAUAAUCAUGUCUUCGAAAUGCUUGCUUUCCAUUAUGGAAAAGAUCACCCAAAUGACUUGCUUAAAGGUAUGGGGUGUAAUUAUAUAGCAGAGAAAUGUUUGAUAAAUGAUGGGUUGGAGAAUUUAUACCUUGAGGAGAAGCUUUGCUUUUCAGUGAAAAGAGAGAGUCUGAAGGAAAGAAUUUUCGCUGACAUUAGAAACAUGAAAUAUCUAGAAGUAUUUACAAAUAACUGUUGGGAAGAUAAAUCUUUCUGUGAAAUGUUUUGCAGUUCUAUUCAAGACAUGGUACUGUCUGAUUUUGAGACAAUGUUUCUUUCCCCGCGGCAUAUAAAUCGCCGUGAUUAUCGAAUCGAAAGAUCCGCCAAAAAAGCAAAGUAUUAUGUGUCUUUGAAAAGUAAUGAUUAUGAAUGGUUUCGUGAGAAACUUUUGGAAGAUCGAACAGAAAAUGUUAGCGAGGACAAAAUUUUUUACGAAGGAAAUGCUAAAGCCGUGAGCUGGGUGAUUGGAUACGGGAAAGGGGGUCUUUUUGAAGAGAUAGACAAUAAAGCGGAAAACAGCAAAUAUUGGAUAGGACAUAAGCCUUCAAGGGACAAUGUCGAGCAAAUAAGAUUGUUGCUUCUUGCAAUCUUCAGUAAAGACUUCAAAUGUUUUGAGAUCAUCCUUAAAAGCAUUAAUAUUGAAAACAUCAAUAAUACUUGUUUCUCCUGUACUGAAAUCGAAGAUGAAGGUACAGAAUGCUUAAACAUGCAUAAAAAGUUUACCCCACUAACGGCUUCUUGCUAUAUGGGGUUUUCUAGCGCAAUUAAGAAACUUGUCGAAAGGGGUGUUGAUGUCAAUAAGAAAGACGAAAACGAAAGUACACCGUUAGUUUUGGCGUGCCGAUUCGGGGUUUCUUCUGACGUUGAAUAUUUAAUUGACAAAGCCGCUUCUCUGAAUUGUACGUCGUCAAAAUCCCCACUCAUCGCUGCAGUAAUGAGCACAAAUGUCGAAACUGUUGAGUUUCUUCUACAAAACAAUGUAAAAGUCAACACAGGCAAUAUAAAGAAGAAAACUGCUCUCUAUUAUGCAGCAAAACAAGGUUCUUUAGACAUAGUGAAGCUAUUAGUUGAACGCCGUGCUGAAGUAAACAAAACUGACGAAGAUGGAAAGUCUCCAUUGUACUGGGUUGCUCAAAAGGGCUAUUUAGAUAUAGCACGUUACUUACUAGACCGUGGCGCAGAAUGUGAUCAAAGUGACAAAAAGGAAAAGUCUCCACUAUAUUGCGCGGCUAAGCGGGGAUAUCUAGAAAUAGUUGAGCUGCUUGUCGGAAAAAAAGCUGACGUAAAUAAGCCAACCACAAAGAACAGAACAGCGCUUUACAGAGCAUCAAAAAGAGGAUAUUAUGAAAUAUGUAAAUUUUUGAUAGAUAACUUGGCUAAUGUGAAUAAAACUGACAGAAAAGGGUAUUCUUCUUUGUACUGGGCAUCUAAGAAAGGCCAUCAAACUAUAGUGAGGUUGCUAUUGGAAAACAAUGCUUUUGUUAACAGUCAGACUGACGGUGGGAAAACUGCUCUAUACUGGGCAGCACAGAAGGGCAGAUUAGAUAUAGCCAUCUGUCUGAAAGAAAGAGGAGCCGACGUAAAUCUGAAGGAUAAAGAUAAUAAAUCUCCGUUAUAUUGUGCUUCAAAGCGAGGACAUACAAAAAUGGUGGAAUAUCUUAUUAGUAGUGGUGCCGUUGUUAACACAAGCACUACAAACUCCAAAUCUGCAUUAUUUCGUGCAUCAAAGAGGAAUCACGUGCAAGUUGUUCAAUUACUUUUAGCGAAAGGAGCGGAUGUUAACCUUUCCAACAAACAAAGUGAGUCGCCACUUUACUGGGCAGCAAAACGAGGACAUUUUGAAGUUGUAUGCUUAUUGUUAGAAGCCAAAGCAGACGUUAAUAUAUCCUGUGAGCUGCAGCAGACAGCUUUAUACUGGGCUUCUCAAGGGGGGUACUUGAAUAUUGUUAAAAGUCUAGUUAGUUAUAGUGCGUUUGUUAACCAAGUGGCUGACCGUGGUAAAACACCGCUAUAUUGUGCAGCAAAACGUGGCUUUUUUGAAAUUGUAAAGUUUCUUGUGGAGAAUGGGGCCGAUGUAAAUUCCAGGAACAUAAAGAAUCAAUCUGCCUUGUUUCGAGCUUCUAAAAGAAACCAUGUAAACGUUGCAAAAUGCCUAAUUCGUAAGAAAGCUGACGUCAAUAUGCAAGAUAAAUAUGGGGAAACACCCCUCCACUGGGCAGCUGCAAAUGGUCACACUGAUAUAGUGAAAUUAUUAUGUGAAAAUGGAAGCGAUAUUAACGUCUCAAAUAAAAAGAAAUGGACACCAAUUCAUUGUGCUGCGAAAAAUGGCCACAUGGAAAUCUACAAGUAUUUAUUAAGUAAAGGUGCUGAUCCCGAGCUUCCUGAUAAAUAUGGUGUCUCUGCAUUAGACAUGGUAAAAGGGGUUGGACUUAAUAAUACUGAUGUCCUUGAAGAGACAUAGUCUUUCAUUUUAUGGUAUUUGUGUCAUGAAUCGAAAGAGAUAUUAAACAUAUGAGCAAAGCGAAGUUUUGAGAAGCUCAACUGCAGUGCAAAGGAAGCAAACAGUGCAAAAUAUAAGUGCCGGAGAGAAGAUUGUAUCUAUCGUACCGUUGUUAUCGUCUAUGUCAACGUCACUUGACUAUUCAUAGCGUAAAACUCGAAAAUAACACUGCAUUGGAGCAUAUAUGUUCUGAUAUCUUUUUCGAGAUUCUAAAAAACUACUCGGUCUACCUACAUUCUAUUUCCUUGGACUUGAGACCAUGAUAACUUGUUCGUGUUUUCUGCGCAAUGAGGAGGAAGGAAUGACUCCAUUGUUUUCAUUUUGGUCCAGACAAUAAUUAUAUUACUGUUCAUAAAGUGGAUGAUUUUAGAUUCUAAAACCUGUAAUUUCAUAGACCCUAUAAUGUAAAUUGUUCUUAUUCUAAAUGAACAGAAUUUGCAUGGGCCAUGACAAAUUCUCUCUCUCUUUUUUUUCUUCAAUUUUCCAAUUUUGCGUCAAGAGUGCCUCUUUAAGUAACCAUUUCUCUUCAUGUAAAUGUAAAUAAUUCCAAUCUUAAUUUUAUUUAUUGAUUUCCUGUGUUUUGAUUGGACGAGAACAAAUUCAAGAAAGAGUUUACACAUCGAUAAAUUCUCAAUCAGAGCUACUUUCUUGACCCAGCCUGGCUUUUAUUGUAAAAAAAAAUGAAACAAAGCGUUACUUCUGUUCUGUGUUUUAGCUAAACAAUUACAGAAACUUCAAAUUAAAUAAAAACAAAACUGACGAAAUACAGGACUGACAGAUGGGAAUAUUAUGUUUAUGUCACUGUCAGAUCACGAGUGUGAAUUUUAAAUCUCUGAAGUCAUAUUCUCGACGUUCCUAACAGGCCUACAAAACAAAUCAGCUCAGUUUUCGAUGGCGCUGUGAUAGGAAAGAGAAACCGUUACGUACCUUAGACUCUUGCCUUAUUAGCAUCAAAUUCAUUUUUCUACAUCCUAUAUUCUGUCCCGUCUUUGAACAAACCAGAGCAAAUCAAGGUUGUCGUCGGUCUGCUACUUUCGUUUCAGAGCGUCUGUCGUUAUAUUGUCAACAUGGUCAAGGACGAAUUCUUUUGAAGUCUACUUGUAUUUACGAUAUUUGUUGACUUAAACAAUAUUCGAAGAGUUUUUAUAAGCUUAUUUUAUAAAUGUUUUGACAAUUAAAGUUGAACUUUAUCGACGUUCAUCUCGAUUGCAAUUCAUUUCCACAUCGCGGCAUAAAGUAUUCCUACGCUGUACAGAAAUAACAGAUUGUAUGGAGGCUUCAAAGAGAAAUAAUUUUAAAACUUCGUUAUUGGAAUUAUAAGAAUUAAACGUUCU
Messenger RNA from Saccostrea echinata, 5095 nucleotides. RefSeq names its product serine/threonine-protein phosphatase 6 regulatory ankyrin repeat subunit A-like. Bases 36 to 3722 code for a protein of 1228 amino acids. Gene Ontology annotation, molecular function: protein binding. The transcript is spliced from 3 exons. NCBI's taxonomy places the organism in Eukaryota, Metazoa, Mollusca, Bivalvia, Ostreida, Ostreidae. The record is from RefSeq and is a predicted model, not a curated record.